Aspergillus heteromorphus CBS 117.55 is the source of this 1206-nucleotide messenger RNA. RefSeq names its product glutathione S-transferase family protein. Gene Ontology annotation, biological process: translational elongation. The record is from RefSeq and is a predicted model, not a curated record. The transcript has 2 exons. Gene Ontology annotation, cellular component: cytoplasm; nucleus. Bases 205 to 894 code for a protein of 229 amino acids. NCBI's taxonomy places the organism in Eukaryota, Fungi, Ascomycota, Eurotiomycetes, Eurotiales, Aspergillaceae.
ACUCACUCCUCUUAACUCAACUCAAUCCAAUUCAACCCAGCUCAACUCACAUAGUUAACAGACCCUUCUGCCCUGUCCUUCCCCUCCCAUUUUCUUUUCUUCUUCCUCUUAUCCACUUCCACUUCCACUCCUAUUCUCUAAGUUCCUCCUCUUCCUCCUAAAACCAAUCCCUCCCCAACAACACAUCACAUCCCAACCGCCAAAAUGACCACCAUCGGAACCAUCUGGACCUAUCCCAACAACCCCCGGGUUAUGAAGACCCAAGCAGCAGCCAACCUCAACAACCUCAAACUCGAAUACCCCGCGUUCGAAAUGCGCGUCACAAACCAAACCCCGGCCUUCCUCAGCAAAUUCCCUCUCGGAAAAGUCCCCGCGUUCGAAGCCACCGACGGCACCCUGCUGGUCGAAUCCGACGCCAUCACGCAAUACGUCGCGGAGAGCGGUCCGGCCGCGGCCCAGCUGCUCGGAACAGCCGCCGCGGAACGCGCCACCAUCAGACAGUGGAUCUGCUACGCGGAGGCCGAGAUCCUGGGGCAUUUGAUUCCGUUGAUCCUGUGGCGGGUGGGCUUCAAGGCGUACGAGGAGGCGGUCGAGAAGCUCGCGUUGGAGAAGUUGGGGCGCAGUCUGGGGUAUCUGGACAAGCACUUGGCGGGGAAGACCUGGGUGGCGGGGACGGAGAAGUUGAGCUUGGCGGAUAUCUCGGUGGCGAGUGCUCUGGUCUGGGGGUUCUCCAUGGUUGUUGAUGCUGAGAUGCGCAGGAGCUAUCCCAAUGUGAUCGCCUGGUACGAGCGGACCAUCGAGAGCGACGGGGUCAGGGAGGCCCUCGGCCCAAGAACUACAUCGAGAAGAGGAAGGAGGGCGGCAACUAGACUUCUCACUCAUGACUGCCUAUAACCGAAUGAAGAAUCAAUGCAUUCAUUGGCAUGCUAACAAUAUAAACCCCCGUGGAUCCGGCCACGACCGACUGGUAUCAAUGUACAAUUAGGAUAUGAGACAGCGUAAAGAUAGACCCUUACAAACGGGCCCGCUCCUCCUGCCGCCGCAUCGAUCGGGCAAUGUUGCGACUCGCCCAGUCUGCGAUCGCCAUGUUCGUGAUCAUCGGGUUGACGCCGCUGGCGCUGGGGAACACCGACGCGUCCACGACGUACAGGCCCUGCGUCCCCCAGACCCCGCAAUCCGAAUCCACCACGCUCGUCUUCGGCGACU